Molecule: messenger RNA, 1029 nt
Organism: Lycium ferocissimum
Lineage: Eukaryota; Viridiplantae; Streptophyta; Magnoliopsida; Solanales; Solanaceae
Exons: 3
Coding region: 1-852 (283 amino acids)
Source: RefSeq, a predicted model, not a curated record
AUGCGGUACGUAGCUUCGAUUGUUAGUGAUAAUCUUGAAAAUGAAGGGGAGGAUGAUGAUGAAACUGAUCCUGAGGAUUUGGACUAUGACUCUGAACAAAUAGGUUGCUUUCUGGCACAAAGAAAACAAGAAGUUACUGAACACCUUAUUGAGUAUAAAGAGAUACAUAGUGGUGUGACAAGGGUACGCCAAUUUAUUUGUCUAAUAUCCAAGGACAAAGGCAGGGAGGGCUGUAGAGUGAAGACAUUAAAUACAAAACAUGAUUGCAAUGAUAAAUUUAAGAACAAUAGGGUUGAUUAUUUAACCAUUGCACACUACUUCAAGAGGAAGUUGCAAGAUGAUCCUAAGUACAAAGUGAGAGAGAUGAGGGCUGAUUUGCAAGCUGCCUUUAACCUUAAUGCUACUUAUGGUAAGUGUAAAAGGGCAAAGAGAAUUAUCUUGGAGAAGCUGGAAGGCAAUUUCAAUGAUGAUUACAACAAGUUGGAGGGUUAUGCCAAAACUUUGAGGGGUAGUAAUCUUGGAUCUGAUGUGGUUAUUAACUUAUCCAAAGAGGCACUACUUCAAGGCAAAAGAAAAUUCCUUAGAAUGUACAUUUGUUUCCAGGCCCUAAAGAUGGGAUACAGAGAUGGUUUGAGGCCAUUUAUUGGACUUGAUGGCACUUUCUUGAAAGGGAAAGCAAAAGGCCAACUGUUAGUGGCUCUUAGGCAAGACAACCAGACCCAUUUCUAUCCUCUAGCAUGGGCAGUUGUUGAUAAAGAAACAAAGAGGAGUUGGACCUGGCUUAUGGAGCAUCUGAAGGCUUCAUUGGAGCUGAAUAUGGGAGAAGGAGUUACAUUUAUCUCAGACAUGUAGAAGAAGCAAAGAGAAGGUAUUGUGCCAAACAUGUUGAAGCAAAUUGGGCAAAAAAUGGAAGAUCCUUGGAGACGAAGAAGCUGUUUUGGUGGGCUUCAUGGUCAACUUAUCCAGAAGAGUUUAAAGACCAAUUAAAGUGUAUGGGGAAGUUGAGUGAAGCUGCUGUUAAGUCAUUGU